GGCAAACCCUAAAGCUGUGCGUCCACAUUAAGUGUCUGUCAAAAAUUUGUCAAGAUAUUGAGUGUCGAAAAAAAUCUCACAAUUGAAAAUUGGUUUUCACUGAAGGAUCAAAGUGUUAAGUGGUUUUCAGCAGCGGUAAGAAGCACCGAGACGACGCAUUUAAGAAUUUUUUUUUCUCACAACUGAAAAUUGGUUUUCACUGAAGGAUCAAAGUGUUAAGUGGUUUUCAGCAGCGGCAAGAAGCACCGAGUUAACGUAUUAAAAAAAAUUCAGCCAGCAAAAACUUGCACAAGUGAACAAAAUGGCCGACAUGCCUGACCUUAAUUGCGAAGACAUUUUCAACCAGAAGGAAGAAAAUGAAGCAUCAAUGAACGAGGAGGUUCCCAUUGAGACCGUAGCCACCGGGUCUGAGGAGCCCGAGAGUGCAGCUCCCGAGAUGGCGGCUUCCACCGCCAAGGAUGAGAAGCCGGAGAUCGAGGCGGAUCCGCCUGGCAACACGCGCCUUUUGCAAGAUUUGGUAAAUAAUUCGGCCCCUCCACCGGCUAAGCGAGCAAAGCGUCGGGAGCCGGAAGACAAGGAAUCGGAGCCCAAUACCGAAGUUCCUGCUGACCUUGCCAAUGAUGUGGACCGCCCUCAAACCUAAUAUACUAAUCUUUACCAUCUACCAUCUCUACGCAUCGCAGCAGCCCCAUUUACUACAUCAAACACUAACAUGCUGACAAUUCUAAAUUUAAUUUCAUUUAAUUACUGCAUUGUACUUAAACUAAAUCAACACUCACCAAAAUAAACUAACUA
Messenger RNA from Drosophila suzukii, 795 nucleotides. RefSeq lists its product as uncharacterized. NCBI's taxonomy places the organism in Eukaryota, Metazoa, Arthropoda, Insecta, Diptera, Drosophilidae. The record is from RefSeq and is a predicted model, not a curated record.